AUGGUUACCUCUACAGCCGCCGACCCCCAGUGCGUCCACGCCAUGGUCGCUGAAGACGUUCUCAAGUUUAUGUGUGGCCUCAUGGUUUACGUCUGGUUCGCGAUGGAUGCCUUCUUCAACAUGACCAGCGAGAACAAGUUCCCAGCGGUGUUGGCGUGGCUAGUGCUCAUUCCGAUCAGUCUAUUUCUCCUUACAAACAUCGUCAUUGUGCACGUAGACGCGAUCUCCAGGAAAUACAAACUCGACAACGACGCCGUCACCGGGCUCCAAUACAUACUCGGUUGCAUCUACGUACCGGCCACCUACUGGUCUGGUCUUCCUUCUUUCUGCUACCGGUAA
Alternaria viburni is the source of this 339-nucleotide messenger RNA. RefSeq lists its product as uncharacterized. The coding region runs from base 1 to 339 and encodes 112 amino acids. NCBI's taxonomy places the organism in Eukaryota, Fungi, Ascomycota, Dothideomycetes, Pleosporales, Pleosporaceae. The transcript is spliced from 3 exons. The record is from RefSeq and is a predicted model, not a curated record.